Messenger RNA from Centruroides sculpturatus (bark scorpion), 1998 nucleotides. It is a transcript of the gene Pink1, whose product is annotated as serine/threonine-protein kinase PINK1, mitochondrial-like. Gene Ontology annotation, molecular function: ATP binding; protein serine/threonine kinase activity. Bases 130 to 1833 code for a protein of 567 amino acids. The transcript has a single exon. The record is from RefSeq and is a predicted model, not a curated record. Gene Ontology annotation, biological process: positive regulation of mitochondrial fission; protein phosphorylation; autophagy of mitochondrion. Gene Ontology annotation, cellular component: mitochondrion. Lineage: Eukaryota; Metazoa; Arthropoda; Arachnida; Scorpiones; Buthidae.
GACCAAUCAGACGGGAGAUCGGUGCAGAUGUUUUCCUCCUUCGCAGUCUCUGUUCCACCAUGUUGACAAGAGAUAAAUUUGCGCUUCGAUGUUAAAGAAAAGCGGGAAUAACUGGACAAAAAAUCCAAAAUGACAAUAAUUCGUUCGCUUCGCUACGUGCAAAAAACUCGACGAAGUUGGAAUUCUUACGUAAAGGAGACGAUUGCCAAUGGGCGCGUGCUGUUACGUAGUCUGUUUAGACUCGAUCCAAAAUAUUCGGCAAGAAACAAAUUGCUUGUGGUCCAGAAAUCGCCGGGAAACAGAGGAGUUUUUGGAAAAAUAAUCGCCUUUAAACAGUCCCUCGUACAACAGAUUAUAACAAGAUGUUCUUCCAAUUCGUUUGCUGCAAUUUUAAGAAGAAAUGCUGUAAAAGAGUUGAUGUGUGCUAAUGGAAUGAGAGUUCCCAUUUUCUGUUUUGUUGGACUGUCCCUUGCCCGAGGCCCUUCGCUGCUGACCGAAAAACAAGAACUCGAAGCCGUUCCUUGGGAAAUUAGAAAUCUCCUUUCUAAUUACGUGCCUUUCGUCACGCUCUCCGAUUACGGUUUCUCGGGUAGUUUUAGCGACUUCGAAAUCGGAAACGUACUGGCUAAAGGAUGCAAUGCGGUGGUGCACGGCGCACGCCUGAAGGGUUCCGCUUCCAAAGCUCCCGUCGAAUCGACGGAUCCUCCGACUUGCGCCGCUCUGCCCGUCGGAUCCCUGGAUCCUUACGAUAUUGCCAUCAAGAUGAUGUUCAAUUACGACGCGGAGUCGAAUGCCGUCGCCAUCUGGAAGGCCAUGAAUAAGGAAAUGAUACCCGCUAGAGGUGGAAUGUUUGGCAAAAAUGUAUCCGUGAUGAUGGACGGAGAGCAGAAAAAAUUGCCUCCCCACGCUAACGUGGUGGAAAUGUAUUUUGCUUUUGUGGAUAAAUUUCCGUUACUGCCUAAAGCUAUGGAAUUAUUUCCGGAUGCCCUUCCUUUUAAAUUGAAUAAAAACGGAUUGGGUCGGAACAUGACGCUCUUUCUGGUCAUGAAGCGUUACCACUGCACUCUUCUCGAAUAUUUAGACAGACACAAACCCACGCCGCAUACCUCUCUGUUGCUGUUGACUCAGUUGUUGGAAGGCGUUUGCCAUCUCGUUCGACAUCAAAUAGCUCACAGAGAUCUCAAGUUGGAUAACGUAUUGCUCGAUCUCGCUCGGGGAUUGGCCAAUCCUCAUUUGGUAAUUACGGACUUCGGGUGUUGCUUUUCCGGAAAGAGUCUACGGAUGCCCUAUUAUUCGGACGAAAUAUGUAAAGGUGGAAACGUAGCUUUGAUGGCACCGGAGGUGAUAACGGCAAAACCCGGUUUUUUCUCCUCCGUCGAUUAUUCGAGAGCGGAUUUGUGGACCGUGGGAACGUUGGCAUACGACAUUUUUGGCAGUAAAAAUCCAUUUUAUUCCGAUUCUGAUAAACGGAUGAAAAAUUACUCGUACGACGAGAAAGAUCUUCCGCCUUUACCCGAACUUGUUCCUUCUCCGCUUAAGAAAUUAAUUAAGGAUAUUUUGAAGAGAGACUUUCGCCAAAGACCCAGUCCGACCUUAGCCGCCACCGUCUGUCAACUUUUAAUUUUAGCACCGCCUCGCUGGACGAUGCAGUACGAUCCAAAUGACUAUCGAAAGGUCCUCGAAUGGCUGGUCUGCACCGCAGGAAUCACAAUAUGUCGAGCCGGUCGGAACGGGCUACAGAGACCCGUCGAACAACAAUUGUGCAUCACCUUCUUUUCUCGUUUUCAGUUAUCCGAAGUUCUAGAAGCACUAGAAUAUAUUUCUUCGGAUUGAAUCCAUAAUUAUUUUUAUAUUUUGUUGCGUUUCCACAUAGUUGUUUUUAGAAUUAAAAAAUUUUUAAUAACAGAAAUAGUGAAUAUUAAACAUCCAGAAUUUUCACAGAAUUGUGUGAAACAAUAGUUAAUAGUUGUAUAUUUAAUAAAGCAUAGUUUGGUUUAA